AAGCCAUUCUUAAGCAGGGGCGAUAGCAUUUGGGGAUAAGAGUGAGGUUUGGCUGCAUCACUUGCAUCUCUAGUCAUGAACAAGGGAAAGAGGCGGGGCUCGUGUAAUGCAGCAUCAGGGGAGGAACUGCUUAUGUAACUGGGACAGCAGAUUUAGCAGGAGAGAGGAGGCGCAGAGGCUUGGGGAUGGGAGCAGUGAGUUGUCGGAAGGGGCAACAUGCCCAGAUGGCUGCUCCUCAUAAGCAGGGUGGCAACAUCCAGGACCCCUGGGUCCCCUGGGUCUGAGGCUAGAAGAGCCUCUGGCCAGGUGUGGGGACCACCAGGUCAGGUCUGAAAGAGUUGCUGUGGGGACUACAGGGGCAUCAGUUCCUGCACCAGGAGCCCCUGGAGCCAGCCCCACUGCUAAUAGAGAAGCCUCUGCCUGAGUGGCCAGUGCCUCAGUUCAUCAACCUCUUUCUGCCGGAGUUUCCUAUUAGGCCCCUUAGGGGGCAUCAGCAGCUGAAGAUUUUAGGCCUUGUGGCUAAAGGCUCCUUUGGAACUGUCCUCAAGGUGCUAGAUUGUGGCCAGAAAGCAGUAUUUGUGGUGAAGGUGGUGCCCAAGGUAAAGGUCCUACAGAGGGACAACCUGAGGCAGUGCAAAGAGGAGGUCAGCAUCCAGCGACAGAUCAGCCAUCCUUUUGUACACAGUUUGGGGGACACCUGGCAGGGAAAACGGCACCUCUUCAUGAUGUGUAGCUACUGCAGCACAGAUCUGUACUCCCUGUGGUCCGCUGUUGGCUGCUUUAGUGAGGCUUCCAUCCGCCUCUUUGCUGCUGAGCUGAUCCUGGUGCUGUGCUAUCUCCAUGACUUUGGCAUCAUCCAUCGAGACGUGAAGAUGGAGAAUAUCCUUCUGGAUGAACGAGGCCAUCUGAAACUGACAGACUUUGGCCUGUCCCGCCACCUGCCCCAAGGAACCCGAGCCUAUACUAUCUGUGGCACUCUUCAGUACAUGGCCCCAGAAGUCCUGAGUGGAGGGCCUUACAACCAUGCUGCUGAUUGGUGGUCCCUGGGUGUCUUGCUUUUUUCUCUGUCAACUGGAAAGUUCCCAGUGCCCGCAGAGAGAGAUCAUGUGGCCAUGUUGGCAAGUGUGACCCACUAUGACUCUGCAAUCCCAGCUUCUCUUAAUCAGGGGCUCUCACUCCUGCUCCAUGAGCUAUUAUGCCAGAAUCCCCUCCACCGUCUACGUUAUUUGCAUCACUUCCAGGUCCACCCUUUCUUUCGGGGUGUGGCCUUUGACACAGAGCUCCUACAGAAGCAUCCAGUGAACUUUGUCAUGGAGACACAAGCUACCCAGCCCAGUCCAUCAUCGGAGUCCAUGUUCUUCAAGGACUUUGACUGUAAUCUGGAGUCCUUCCUGGUGCACCCCAGCCUGGCGUGAGCUCCUCUACUGUAGUUGGGGCUCAUCUGGGAACCUGAGGACCUCCUCUGCUGCCAAUUCAGUGUGACCACCUUGAUGAUUCAGUUUGUUUUUACUUUGUAGCCUCUUAUCAUUCUGUUCCUCUAGGUGUUGGACCAGAGUUCACACUGGGCAUUCUGCGGUUGGUAGUCACAAUGCCCUAGUCCUUACCCCAUCAUACAACCCAUCUCUCAGUUCAACAUCUCAGAUCAGAGUGUGGACCUUUUCCUUUGUUUCAUUUCUCCAGUGUUUAUACCCUGCAGUUUUUAGCCAGAAGUUUAUGCCACUUUUCUUUCUCCUUGUUUCUGUGCCAUGUUUCCUUUUGUGAGCAAUAAUAGCACUUCAUGGGUUCCCAAGGUGCUGCUAUUUAUGUGUUUAAUAGGCUUGUCAGAAGCAGUAUGAAUGUUUUUCAGAGGUCUCAAAAGCUGGUAUUUGUUUCAACCCCUAAAUAUGCAGGUAAAACAUAUGAUCUGGGGGCUCAAAGUCAGUCUAACUUUUAAAAUUUAAAAAGUGAAUCUAAUAGCCUACUGUGAGGAAGAGAAUAAGAAAUGAAACAUGGGUGGGUUAAAUGUCUUCUCUAGGGGGUAACUGGAAUAGCUAUACACAUUUUUUCCAAAACAAAACCUCUUUGAAAGACACAAGGAUUCUUAAACUGAUCACUUCCCUAGAUGGCCCAGGUUUCAGUUGGUGAUGGGCAAACCAAGGGAUUAAGAGGCGUGACAUCAACCUUGAGAUUUAAGAUCAGAGAUGUAACUCACAAACCUUUUCCUUUAGGAAAAUCAUCUGGGCCUUAAAUUUGUAUACAUUUCUGGCCUUUGUGACUUCUUUUCAUUUUUCUUAAACCAACUUCUUAAAAGUUUCAUUUUCGUUAUUCUUCAGUUAUACCUGAUCUCUCUUUCCAAACCAAAGAGAGUCUGGAAAGUAUUCUGAGUACUAUUUAUUAAUUUUGUCCCUGGAUUAAGCUAGAUUUGCCCUGUACAUAGCUGGCAUUUUAUUGGCCUCUGCAGAACUGCUUUUUCUGAGUUGUACUUUGGCAGUCCAUAUGAAAAUCCCUAUGAAAUUUAAUUGCUGUGGAUACUGCAAAGGGUGUUUAUCAUUAUAAUUUAUAAUGUUCUAUAUAAGGAUGCCUGGAAGAAAUUUUCUCUGAACCCAGUUAUUCUUUUCCUGAAUUGCUGGUUUUUACCUUAAAGACAGUAAAUAUUCAACUGACUCUAUUUUUCUUCUCAUAUUGAUGCUAGAACACUUAGAGCCCAGUUUGUGGCGUACUUCCAGCAAGUGUUUAGGACCUCAUGUUAUGUUUUGUAUGCUAGCCAUGUUCUUGGUUCCAUCAUCUUCCUGUUUGACCUUUCUUUACUUUCCUUAUUCUCUUCUCAUUUUUCUGUUUUAGUCCUUCUUUUAAAAUAUUACUAGAUUAUCUCCAUCUUUGUAAGCCUUUUAGAAUGAAAUUGAGAUAUAAAUAAAUAAGUGAAUGUAUCCUUGAUCCUUUUGAUUAUCUCAUUUGU
Molecule: messenger RNA, 2935 nt
Organism: Kogia breviceps (pygmy sperm whale)
Lineage: Eukaryota; Metazoa; Chordata; Mammalia; Artiodactyla; Physeteridae
Source: RefSeq, a predicted model, not a curated record